Alligator sinensis (Chinese alligator) is the source of this 1604-nucleotide messenger RNA. RefSeq names its product MARVEL domain-containing protein 3-like. The transcript is spliced from 4 exons. Gene Ontology annotation, cellular component: membrane. The record is from RefSeq and is a predicted model, not a curated record. The coding region runs from base 443 to 1426 and encodes 327 amino acids. Lineage: Eukaryota; Metazoa; Chordata; Crocodylia; Alligatoridae.
CUGGCACUUGAUGGCAUUUGUGUUCCUUUUAUCCACCCAGCCAGCACAUUUGCCCCAGCAGCAGGCACUCCAGCCCACAUCUCCCUGUCACACAUUUCAGUGGUGUCAGGGGUUACAUUGCUCCUAACUGAGCCAGCCUGGGGAAUCAAAGCCAUUCAAAGCAAAACUCCAUUGAGUGGCAAAAGCUGCAGUCUGUGAAGGGAGCAGAGAAUUGGUAGGAGGGGCAGUAACCUGUCCUUCACCUGGGAGACUCAUCCCUCCCCCUACCUGGCACACACAAGGAAAUGCAGUUCAGCUCUCACCGGAGUGAGACACAGGAACAGCCAGGAAGAAAACUUGGCCUGUUCAACUUGAGCCUCAGCCGAAUCAACUCAGAGGCCUUGGGUUGCUACUCUUGGACAAGAGAUUAUUUCAGCCAAAAAGAAUACAUGUAAGAGCCAAGAUGUCUCACACAGACAGACCUCACAGAGAUAAACCAUACCGAUACCACGAGAGCCACGGUUAUGACAGGUACACCACAGAGAGACGGACUAAAGAACCAUACCCAUCCCAUGGAAGGUCAGCAAAAGAGGCUCGCAGCACCCAGCACUCCAGACCUUCCACACUUUGUUCAGAUCCUUAUAAAAAAAAUGCAGUAUCAACUCAUGGCUACGUCAGCUCUCCUCCCCACUUCUAUCCUCACAAACAGACCUUUUCAGAGAAAUGUGCAAACAUAUGCUCAACAAGAGGUAUUUUGAAAUUUGUUGAAAUUACAGUCGGCAUUCUGGUGCUGAUUUGUGUUGCGGCUGCCCAGGCGGCCAUUUCAGGCUACAGCUCCAUGGGCGGCUUGGGAAUGGGCUCCUUCAGCCUGGAUACUGCUUACAGCCCAUUUGAAGGAUAUGAACUCAAGGAGGUGAGAGACCUGGACAUGCAGUUCAGCCAGAUGAGAGCCCCUUGUGUGUACGGGGGCAUUGCCUUCAGCCUGACAAUGGCUGCACUUACACUCCUGUUCCUUGUCAUUGGGGCAAAGCCAAUUCAUCGCCUCUCCAUGCCACUGCUCAUGGCAGAAUGUGCCUUUGAUAUUCUGGCUGGUAUGGCGUACACUGCAGCCGUUGGCCUCUACCUGCACUUUGUCAUCCAGGUGAACACAACAGAUGUAUGCAAGAAGAGGGAGAGGUUGUAUGCACGCCGGGGAUACACAUCAAUGAACUGCGAGGUGCAGGGAGGUGAUGCAGCUGUUGCUGUCUUUGGUAUCGUGGCUGCCUGUUUGUACUUCCCAAGCUCUGUCAUCUGCGCUCGCACCAUUCGGACCGUGAGGAACUUCCGGAGGCACCAGACACAGCCUCAGUACAGCCCAGAGAGCGGCUACAGAGAGAGAGGCCACCCCAAAGCCAACAGAAGCCCUGAAAGCACCCGCAGCAUGCAGGCAGUAGCAACAUUGGUGUAGACUCUACUACAGAACUGAGCAUGCAGCAAGACCAGAAACCCCAAGGAGGGACUGGAUUUUGCAUGUAGUUUUUAAAUGGAGCUGCAAUACCAUAUUAACCAUUGUCUAAGCAUGUAUCAAAUAGCCUAUAUGAAAAUGCAGUAAGAUUAAGUCCGCAUCAUGUAAUAAAAAUCAAUAC